GCACUUGUAAAAGCUCGUGUGCUUUUGGUGGCAAGUCCCCUUCUUCCCCUCUACCGGUUUUUACUUGACCUCGACACAAGGCCUGUAUUCUGCUGCUGCUGCCGCUCCUGGUUGGUGUUUGAAGUAGAAGCCAAGAUAAAGCCCGGGAAGGCGGGAACCAUGUCUACUUCAACACCCUUUGCAUUGGGUUCCCAUCAGUGAUCUCGGCCUCACCUAGUCACCUGCACUGGCAGCAUCCUCACUCAUGGUCAUGGAGGCAACCGCCCGGAGCCGCGCCGAGGUCGACACCUCCCGGCCGUUCCGGUCGGUCCGGCAAGCCGUCGAGGUCUUCGGCGAGCGGUACGCCGGUGGUGGCAACGGCAGCGGCAGCUCCAACGCGAGCAGCGAGUCCAGCGUCAAGCUCAGUGCGCCUCCGGCAGCCUCGUCGUCCAUGGUCCUGGAGCUGGACUGCCUGAAGAAGCUGGAGGAAGACCUGGCGGAGGCCAAGGGCGAGCUGGUGGAGCUGAGGCAGAGGCAGGCCCAGAUGGAGGUGGCCGUGUCCAGCCUGAGCGCGCAGUUCAGCAGGGGCCUGGCCGUCUUCUCCGGCCUCGGCAAGGGGAAGGAUUUGGCCGUCGUCGGCGCGCCGGCGGCGGCCAUCGGAGAAGACGAAUACAGCUGCCACGGCCGGGUCCGCAGCGACCGGUGGGACGAGAGCCGGGCCGAGGAGUGGAUGGCGAGCCUGGAGUACCUGCCGAGCCUGUCGGAGGCGCUGGCCAUCAAGAUGAUCGAGGACGACCUGGGGGGAGACGGGAAGGGGAGCAAGGUCAAGAACAGCAAGAACAAGGCCGCCAGGAAGAAGCACAAGAAGCAGAGGAGUGGGAUCUCGCUGGUCGGGGGCAUGUUCUGCUCCAAGAAAGCCAAGUCCAGAAUGUAGUCUGCCUCAUAAGCUGCAUUGCGCAGCAGUUGCUGGUCUGGAACAUGGGAAUUUCGCAAGGAUUUUAUGGGAACAAUGCUGCAUGGAGCGAUUUGUUUGGCUCCUGUAGAAUGAAAUCCUGCGAAAUUCACGGUUGUUCUUGAUGGGGAGCUGGUCUAAGAGGGUUUGGAAGUUGAUGCUGCCUUGUAAUACCAAGUUGAUCUUUGUGCUUGUAGUUGGUAGGAGAGGUAUGUUCUCCAGCCAUGAUGAAUUCCACGGGGUGCUAAAAUGGUCUUGUACUUGUUCCCGUUCGUAUUACCAAACUAAAUUCUCUAAUUUUGACCAAGUUUAAUAUCUAAAAUGAUAUAUUUGUUAGUAUUUUUUAUUAGAUGGGUCACGAAAUGUAACAAAUAAACCAAAUGGAGGUAACGGAGGAAAAAAAAAAUCAGGAGACGACAGACAUGCUUAACAAUCCGGGAAAAGGAAUCCAGAAGAGAACAGACAUGCUUCUAGGGCAGCAAUCUGCUACCAUGUCUACGUUGUUGGCUUGUUGCAUGUGGCUGAGCAAUAUACAGUCCAGCUAUUCGUCGGUCAUUUCAUAGCGAGCAUACAUAUACAUCAGGAGGGCAUGGCAACAAGAGCACAUGGAAAUUAAGAUAAAAAAAUAGCAAGAAAAAUGCCGUAUGCCGACAUGACACCAGACAUCAAAUAAGUCAUCUCACCAGCUAUUAGCACUUCCAAGAUCCAACACGAGGGAGGUGUCACCACCAUCAUAUAUCCCAGGUAACAACUAUCUGAGUUCUUUCGCAUAGCUGUUUAAAAUUCCAACACUACAACAUGAGAAAUUAGCAAAUUUUGGGCAGAUAUCACCACAAAACACCCAGAAAUCAUGCACCAGGAAUAUAUAACGCAACUGUGACUUUAACAAAUAUAUAUGUAUUUUUUAAGACUGACCAGAUUCAGAUUCAGGACUUCUUACCUGGCAUACCCCAAACAAUCUAUGCUAGUUCAUGUGUGUACUUGUACCACACAAUAGUGCGUGAUUUAGGGUCAGCUUCAGCUACAUCAGGAAAAAGCCAAAGUGCUGUAA
This is a messenger RNA of Panicum hallii, 1982 nucleotides long. RefSeq lists its product as uncharacterized. Lineage: Eukaryota; Viridiplantae; Streptophyta; Magnoliopsida; Poales; Poaceae. The transcript is spliced from 2 exons. The record is from RefSeq and is a predicted model, not a curated record. The coding region runs from base 245 to 913 and encodes 222 amino acids.